GGGUUAGGGUGUCCUUGCAGGGUGUCUGAGCUAAACUUCACCAAAUAAUAGCUGUUUGUAUUUUGGCUGCUGCAGGAGCCAUUUUAGAAAUAAAAUAAUUGCCUUCAAUAGAUGAUAAUGAAAAUACAGAAGAAAGAGAAGCAGUUGUCGCAUUUAAAAGUUCUGAAUCACUCCCCAAUGUCUGAUGCUUCUGUCAAUUUUGACUACAAAUCCCCCUCCCCAUUUGACCACAGCACUAACCAGGAAGAGAAAAUUGGAGAUGUUGCCAGUCACUGUCUGCCCCAGAAGGACCUGUUCGCUGCUGAAGAGGACGCCGAGACCCCUUUGCCCAGGAAAACGACAUCCCAUAAUGGGACGGAGGACAGUGGAGGAGGAGGCACUGGCGUGAAGAAGAAACGGAAGAAAAAGGAUCCAGGAGAGCAGGAGGGGGCAGCAAAGGGAAGCAAGGACAGGGAGCCCAAGCCAAAGAGGAAGCGAGAACCUAGAGAGCCAAAGGAGCCCAGGAAGGCCAAGGAGCCCAAGAGGAUCAAGGAGCCCAAGGAGCCCAAGCCGAAGGACGGGGCCAGGAAGGCGCGGAAGCCCCGGGAGGCCUCGGGCGCCAGGGAGGCCAAAGAGAAGCGGAGCAGCACUGACUCGGCAGCCAGGGCCAAGUCCAGGAAGGCCAGCAAGGAGCAAGGACCAACCCCAGUGGAGAAAAAGAAGAAAGGAAAAAGGAAAAGUGAAACCACAGUGGAGAGUUUAGAGCUGGAUCAGGGCCUGCCGAACUCAUCCCUGCGGAGUCCUGAGGAAUCCACCGAGUCUGCAGACAGCCAGAAACGACGCUCAGGACGGCAAGUGAAGCGCAGAAAAUACAAUGAAGACCUGGACUUCAAAGUGGUGGAUGAUGACGGGGAGACGAUCGCCGUUCUGGGAGCCGGCCGGACGUCUGCCCUCUCAGCUUCUACACUGGCUUGGCAGGCAGAGGAGCCUCCAGAAGAUGAUGCAAACAUCAUUGAGAAGAUCCUGGCGUCUAAGACUGUCCAGGAGGUUCACCCAGGAGAACCCCCAUUCGACUUGGAGCUGUUCUAUGUCAAGUACAGAAAUUUUUCCUACUUACACUGUAAAUGGGCCACAAUGGAAGAGCUUGAAAAGGAUCCUCGCAUCGCACAGAAGAUCAAGCGAUUUAGGAAUAAACAAGCCCAGAUGAAGCACAUUUUUACUGAGCCUGACGAAGACUUGUUCAACCCAGACUACGUGGAGGUUGAUCGCAUCUUGGAGGUGGCCCACACAAAGGAUGCAGAAACAGGAGAGGAAGUGACACAUUACCUGGUGAAGUGGUGCUCGCUGCCUUACGAGGAAAGCACGUGGGAGCUGGAGGAAGACGUGGACCCUGCAAAAGUUAAAGAAUUCGAAUCUCUGCAAGUUCUCCCUGAAAUUAAGCACGUGGAGCGGCCUGCUUCAGACUCCUGGCAGAAGCUGGAGAAGUCUCGAGAGUAUAAGAACAGCAACCAGCUCCGGGAGUACCAGCUGGAGGGGAUGAACUGGCUUCUUUUUAACUGGUACAACAGAAAAAACUGCAUUUUGGCUGAUGAGAUGGGCCUAGGGAAAACCAUCCAGUCCAUCACAUUCCUUUCAGAAAUAUUCCUCAGGGGAAUCCACGGCCCCUUCCUCAUCAUCGCCCCGCUCUCCACCAUCACUAACUGGGAGCGGGAGUUCCGGACGUGGACCGAGAUGAAUGCCAUUGUGUACCACGGCAGCCAGAUCAGCAGGCAGAUGAUCCAGCAGUAUGAGAUGGUGUACAGAGAUGCACAGGGAAACCCCCUGUCAGGAGUCUUCAAGUUCCAUGUCGUCAUUACAACAUUUGAGAUGAUCCUGGCAGACUGCCCCGAGCUGAAGAAGAUUCACUGGAGCUGUGUGAUCAUUGAUGAAGCCCACAGACUGAAGAAUAGGAACUGCAAACUUCUGGAGGGUCUAAAGCUCAUGGCCCUGGAACACAAGGUGCUGCUCACGGGGACCCCCUUGCAGAACUCGGUGGAGGAGCUCUUCAGUCUGCUCAACUUCCUGGAGCCGUCACAGUUUCCUUCAGAGACUGCUUUCUUGGAGGAGUUUGGAGAUCUGAAAACAGAGGAGCAGGUGAAGAAAUUGCAGUCUAUCCUAAAACCAAUGAUGCUUCGGCGGCUGAAAGAUGACGUGGAAAAGAACCUUGCUCCCAAGCAAGAGACGAUCAUUGAGGUAGAGCUGACCAAUAUCCAGAAAAAGUACUACCGUGCCAUCCUGGAGAAGAAUUUUUCCUUCCUGACCAAGGGGGCCAAUCAGCACAACAUGCCCAACCUCAUCAACACCAUGAUGGAGCUGAGAAAAUGCUGUAACCACCCCUACCUGAUCAAUGGGGCAGAGGAGAAAAUUUUGGAAGACUUCCGGAAAGCUCACAGCCCUGAUGCCCCUGACUUUCAGCUGCAGGCCAUGAUUCAAGCAGCCGGGAAGCUGGUGCUGAUUGAUAAACUGCUCCCGAAGCUGAUUGCUGGUGGCCACAAAGUACUCAUCUUCUCCCAGAUGGUGCGCUGUCUCGAUAUCCUGGAAGAUUAUCUCAUCCAGAGAAGAUACACCUAUGAGCGAAUUGAUGGGCGAGUACGGGGAAACCUGCGCCAGGCAGCCAUCGACCGGUUCUGUAAGCCAGACUCAGACCGCUUUGUCUUUCUUCUGUGCACCCGAGCGGGAGGCCUGGGGAUCAAUCUCACAGCUGCCGAUACCUGCAUCAUAUUUGAUUCAGACUGGAACCCACAAAAUGACUUGCAGGCUCAGGCCCGAUGUCACCGGAUAGGCCAGAGUAAAGCCGUGAAGGUGUAUCGCCUCAUCACUCGGAACUCCUACGAGCGGGAAAUGUUUGACAAGGCCAGCCUAAAGCUGGGUCUGGACAAGGCUGUUCUUCAGGACAUCAACCGCAAGGGCAGCACCAACGGAGUACAGCAGCUUUCAAAGAUGGAGGUAGAGGACUUGCUCCGGAAAGGUGCCUAUGGUGCCUUAAUGGAUGAGGAAGAUGAAGGCUCCAAGUUCUGUGAAGAAGACAUAGACCAGAUUCUGCAGAGGAGAACCCACACCAUUACCAUCCAGUCUGAAGGGAAAGGAUCCACUUUUGCCAAGGCUAGCUUUGUGGCUUCAGGAAACAGAACGGAUAUUUCCUUAGAUGACCCGAACUUUUGGCAGAAAUGGGCUAAAAUAGCUGAACUGGACACAGAAGCAAAGAAUGAAAAGGAAAGCUUAGUGAUUGACCGCCCGCGCGUGAGGAAGCAGACCAAACACUACAACUCUUUUGAGGAGGAUGAGCUCAUGGAGUUUUCAGAGUUGGACAGUGACUCUGAUGAGAGGCCCACGAGGUCCAGGCGCCUCAAUGACAAAACCAGGCGCUACCUCCGAGCCGAAUGCUUCCGGGUGGAGAAGAACCUGCUCAUCUUUGGCUGGGGCCGGUGGAAGGACAUCCUGACUCAUGGGCGGUUCAAGUGGCAUCUGAACGAGAAGGACAUGGAGAUGAUUUGCCGCGCGCUGCUGGUGUACUGUGUCAAGCACUACAAGGGAGAUGAGAAGAUCAAGAGUUUCAUUUGGGAAUUGAUCACACCUACCAAAGAUGGGCAGGCCCAGACCCUCCAGAACCACUCAGGGUUGUCUGCUCCAGUCCCCAGAGGGAGGAAGGGGAAGAAAACGAAGAACCAGCUGCUGCUCCCAGAGUUAAAGAACGCAGACUGGCUGGCCACCUGCAACCCCGAGGUGGUUUUGCAUGAUGACGGCUACAAGAAGCACCUGAAACAGCACUGCAACAAGGUACUUUUGCGUGUCCGGAUGCUUUACUACCUGAAAGCUGAAAUACUGGGAGAAGCAGCUGAUAAAGCGUUUGAAGGAACUCCUGCCAGGGAGCUGGAGGUGCCUCUGCCCGACAUCGACUAUGUGGAGAUCCCAGCGGAUUGGUGGGACGCUGAGGCUGAUAAGUCUCUUCUGAUCGGCGUGUUCAAACAUGGUUACGAGAGGUACAACGCCAUGCGAGCAGACCCAGCGCUUUGCUUCCUGGAGAAGGUUGGGAUGCCGGACGAGAAGUCCCUUUCUGCAGAGCAGGGCGUUACAGAUGGGGCCUCAGAUGUCCCUGAAAGAGGCAACACGGAUAAAGAAGACAAUACUGAAGACAAAGUAGAUGGCCUCCAGAAACAAACGGAGAGUUCCAGUGAUGGAGCUGAUGGCAUUUUUGGUGAAAAGAAGGAUGACAGCCGGGCAGCCCAGGAUGGCUCCGACCCAGACAAAUCACCCUGGCCAGUUUCAUCCGCUCUCACAGCCCGUCUCCGACGCCUGGUCACUGUGUACCAGCGCUGUAACCGCAAGGAGCUCUGCCGACCUGAAAUUCUGGGACCAGGAAGCCAAGGCUACUGGGUCCAGGAAGAGAUGUUCCGGAGAACCUCAGAGAUGGAUCUCAUCAACAAGGAAGUCCAAAAGAGGUGGACCAGGAGAGAGCAAGCCGACUUCUACAGAACAGUAUCUUCCUUUGGUGUCAUUUAUGAUCAAGAAAAGAAAACCUUUGACUGGACUCAGUUUCGCAUCAUUUCCCAUUUGGACAAGAAGUCGGACGAGAGCCUGGAGCACUAUUUUUAUAGUUUUGUGGCCAUGUGCCGAAACGUCUGUCGUCUGCCAGCGUGGAAGGAUGGCGGCCCCCCAGAUCCCAGCAUCUACGUUGAACCCAUCACUGAAGAACGGGCCGCAAGAACCCUGUAUCGCAUUGAACUGUUACGGAAGGUUCGAGAGCAAGUGCUGAGAUGUCCACAGCUGCACGAGCGCCUGCAACUGUGCAGGCCCAGCCUCUACCUCCCCGUCUGGUGGGAGUGUGGGAAGCACGAUCGAGACCUGCUGAUCGGCACCGCCAAGCAUGGGCUGAACCGCACCGACUAUUAUAUCAUGACCGACCCCCAGCUGUCCUUCCUGGACGCCUACAGAAACUAUGCCCAGCACAAAAGAACUGACCCCCAGGCACCAGAGAGUCUCUGUUGCCUUUACCCGACCAACUCCAAACUCUAUGACUCUCUUACCUAUGCUCACAUGAGCAGGACUUCCGAGUCCCUUGAACAUGAACCUGAGAAUCUAGUGAAAAUAGAAGGUAGAGAUGACCAUCUUGGUCUGCCCAGGGGAAGCUUAUGUGACAUAACGUGUGAAAACUUUAUUUCUAAAGUUCAGGAUGUCAUUUCCAUCACCCAUGAUGAAAGCCUGCUGCCUGACUCCUUGGAGAGCAUGAUGUAUGGUAAGAAGGUGUUGAGCCAAGAGCCAGGCUCUUUUCAGGAGAGCCCAGGCACCAAUACAGAAUCUAGACCCGAUGCUCUGGCCGUCUCCGCAAGCAGAGAUGGGAACUGCCAGCCUGGUGGCCAUGAGGCAGAACUAGCCUCAGGCCCCUCUCUUAUGGAUACUUUAGAAGCAGGGGUAGCUCAAAUGAACAUUAAAAAUGAAAAACAUUUGUUGAUGUCUGUUUCAAAGGAAGGGGAACUGUGCUGCAGCGAGACAGGACAGAGACCUGAAGGCAUUGGGCAGCUGGACACCAAAUGCUUAGCCUCCCCUUCCUUGGACCAAGGAAAUGAAAGUGGGUUUGUAGACAUGUGCAAUCUGAGUGUCUGUGACUCCAAAAGAAACCUGUCGGCAGAUCAGCAGUUAAUUGAUUUAUUAGAAAACAAAAGUUUAGAGAGUAAAUUGAUUCUGGGUCAGAACUACAGUGAUGAAGAGGAGGAGGAGGAAGAAAAUGAGGAUGAAAACCUAGACCUGGCCGCAGGCAUGAGGGAAAGGCCAGAGGUCUCGCCUCUCACCGAGCCCGCUGCUGCCAUGCCAGGGGAGAAGAGCUUUGGCUUCGUUUACAAGGAAGACGAGAAAGGAAGCCUGGAGGCCAGAAUCCAGCAUCCUGAACCUCAGGGGGCUUUUCUCCCGACAGCCUGUCAGUGUCACUGCAAACACAUGGAGAGGUGGGCGCGCGGCCUCGAGAAUGACGAGUUCGACGUGGAGAAGCCCCAGCAGUAUAACCCAGACCUGUACAAAAGCAAAGCCAAUAAUGUCGCAGUGGAGGGUGAGCCCGCUGCUGUUCCUUCAGCGCUGUUUCAGGUGAAGCACGAACUUUUAAAAGAGCCCUGGAAAGACAGCGCAGAAGGGAAACAGGGUUUUCCUGUGUGUCCCGAAGGAAGUGAGCUCAAGUCGGAAGACAUGGAUUUUGAGAGUAGAGACGAAUAUGACAGAGAUGGAAACUGCCAGGGUCAAGAUUAUCCCGGGAAAUACUCUGAGGAGGAGAGCAAGAGCUCAACUUCGGGCAUCACAGGAGACUUUGGGGAUGACCUCCAGGAGGUGCGGGCUCCCACCGUUGCUCAGCUGCUCCAGGAGAAAACCCUCUAUUCCUUCUCCGAGUGGCCAAAGGAUCGUGUGAUAAUCAGCCGCCUAGAUAACAUCUGCCACGUGGUGUUGAAGGGGAAGUGGCCCUCCAGCCAGCAGUACGAACCCGUAGGCACGCUGCACACCCCCCUGUUGACCCGCAGCGCUGGGUCUCGGAGCAGCCUCUCGGAGCCAGAGGCAUCAGAACACAGCUUCAGCAAUGGCGCAGCAUUGGUGGCCCAGAUGCAGAAGGAGAGCUUCUUGGCUCCGGUAUUCACAAAGGAUGAACAGAAGCACAGGCGUCCUUACGAGUUCGAGGUGGAGAGAGAUGUGAAGACCCGGAGCCUGGAGCAGUUCUCUGCCACCCAUGGGCACCCCCCCAUCGUCCUCAACGGCUGGCAUGGAGAGUCAGCAAUUGACCUCUCCUGCACGGUGGAGGGGUCCCCAGGGGCCACAUCCCCUUUCCCGGUGAGCGCCAGCACCCCUAAGAUGGGGGCUAUCGGUUCACUUCAAGGAGCCCUUGGCAUGGACUUGUCUGGGAUUUUGCAAGCUGGCCUGAUCCAUCCAGUGACCGGACAGAUCGUCAACGGAAGCCUCAGGAGAGAUGACGCUGCCACGAGGAGGCGGAGAGGGAGACGGAAACAUGUCGACGGAGGGGUGGACCUCAUCUUUCUGAAGGAACAGACCCUUCAGGCAGGAAUCUUGGAGGUCCACGAAGACCCAGGGCAGACCCCCCUGAGCACCUCACACCCUCCUGAAGGGCCAGUGCCUGCCACGUCAACCCCGGAGCCAUCCCCCAUGGCCAGCAGCCAGGCCGAGAAAGCCCUUCCCAGCAAGAGCCUGCUGGACUGGCUGAGGCAGCAAGCUGACUACUCCCUCGAAGCUCCUGGCUUUGGCACAAAUUUUUCAGACAAACCAAAGCAGAGGCGGCCACGCUGUAAGGAACCUGGAAAAUUAGACGUCAACUCCCUGAGUGGGGAAGAGAGGGUUCCUGCUGUCCCCAAGGAGCCAGGACUAAGGGGGUUUCUCCCAGAAAACAAGUUCAAUCACAGCCUACCCGAGCCCGUUCUCCGAGAUGCGGGCCCCCGCCGCAGGGGCAGGAGGCCCCGGAGCGAGCUCCUGAAGGCUCCCACCCUCGUGGCAGACUCCCACUCCGGGAUGGGGCCUCUGUUCAUGAACGGACUGAUCGCCGGGAUGGACCUGGUUGGGCUUCAGAACAUGAGAAACGUGCCAGGCAUCCCCCUCACGGGGCUGGUGGGGUUCCCGGCCGGCUUUGCUGCGAUGCCCACGGGCGAAGAGGUCAAGAGCACGUUGAGCAUGCUGCCCAUGGUGCUGCCGGGCAUGGCCGCCGUGCCCCAGAUGUUUGGGGUCGGGGGGCUCCUCAAUGCCCCCAUGGCCGCCAGCUGCACUUCUGCACCAGCGUCGCUGUCAGGCACAACGAAGAGCGGCACGUCAGUGGCCGAAAAGACUGCAGAAGACAAGCCCGGCGGCCAUGAUGUGAAAACGGACAGCUUAGCCGAAGACAAGCCUGGCCCGAGUCCGUUUUCCGAUCAGUCUGAACCUGCAAUAACUACGAGUAGUCCUGUGGCUUUUAACCCAUUUCUCAUCCCAGGAAUGUCCCCCGGACUCAUUUACCCAUCCAUGUUUCUCUCCCCUGGCAUGGGCAUGACCCUGCCAGCCAUGCAGCAGGCCCGACACUCUGAAAUAGUAGGUCUGGAGAGCCAGAAGAGGAAGAGGAAGAAAGCAAAAGGGGACAACCCAAACCCCAACCCAGAGUCUGCGCCCGGGCCGGAGAGGGAGCCGGGCAGUGACCAGAACUGCCCCGAAUCCAGGGCCCCCGCGCCCCUAGAUAGAGAACAUGCGGCACAGGCCAGGGAAGGGGGCACCCAAGACUCUCACGGUGACACCAAUUAGAACUGUUUCGUUGGAGAAAUUAUUGUGACUUACACCUGCAGCAAGAAGAAAUACCGACCAGGCGUCAUUUCAUACGCACGCAUCCUCCCUCUCCCAGGUUGAAAGGGGAUUCUCAGUCUGGGAAAGCUGUACACACCUUGAGUUGCUGCUGCACCGGGGCUGGGCGAGGGGCUCGCCCUCCAAGGAGCUGCACACGGCGUACAAGCACACGACUAGCACUCUGCCCCCACCGCGUUCUCUUAAGAACUGCUCUAGCCACUACCCGGGCCCGGUGGGUUUUUACUCUGCGUUUUCCUUCACCAGGAAUCAGGCUCUUUCUGGAGCCUGUGAGAAAAUAGCCACUCAACACUCUUAGACGCUCGCCAGGGGCCUUUUGUCCAAGUUGAGGUUGUCAAACCAUGUGUGUACCACCUUUUAGUAUGCGACUGUGAAGAGUUUUUUUUUUUUGUCUCCAGAUUUUUUUCUGUCCUCAGUUUAUAUUUUACAGUUGGACCCAGAUUCCAAAUAAUCAAGCUAGUGGAGACUAUGUUGCAAAUUAACAUUGUCUGUCCUCCUUUCCCAGCUGCCCAGGCUGGGAGGAACCCGCCCACUCACCCCGCUUUCCUCCGCCUUCCCACUCUGGUUCCACCCCUGCUGAUGGCCCUACCCUCCGUCGGCAGUUCCCACGCUGAGACUUGAACUAAGCUCGUGGUUCAGUGCUCCGGGGGCACAGGGCUGUGCAGGACAGUCGGGAAUGUUGCAAGUGUUACUAGCACCAGUUCCACGUUUUGUUGUCACAAUUUACUGUAUUUUUUACUUUUUCUGUUACAGUUUUGCUAUAAUUUAUCAGAAGGUCCAAAAGUUUGACAUAACUAUUUCAGUUUGCAUUAUUUAUUUAUGAUGCUUUUGUCAUUGUCUUUUAUACAUUUGGGAUUAUAAAUUAUGUAAAUGUUAAAAUGAGCAUCUCAAAGAAGUCUGUUAAAUCAUGGCCAGAAAAAAAAAUCAAUCAGCUGUAUUUUCGAAAAGUGGAGUCCCAGUUUUAUGAAUCAGAGAUAUAAAUCAGAAAUUCUAUAAACAGAUCAUAGAAGAAAGAACCCAGUAAUUGAAUCAGUCCUAUUUAAUGACAUCUCUGUAGCAUAGGUGGUCUCUAAUGCUGACAACAGAUUUCUUAGAAAUGCUGCUCUCUAUUUAACUAACAUUUUGUUCAGUUUUGCCUCCAGUGGAAGCAGAAAGGGUUUUUUCAGCUGUUAAAUCCUAAAAAUCAAUAUAAUUUAUUUAUGUAAAAAAAAAAUCACUCAAUUGAUAUAUUUUUGAACCUUUUAAGUACUAAUUUUCUUUUUAUCAAGUAGAAGAAAAAAAUGUAUUUGCCCUAAAUCCUUAAAAUACAAAUGCUAUAAAAAUUGAUGUAUCUUGAAAGCCUUACUGCAAAUGAGUAUUAUAGACAUCCAGCAGAGCCCGGGUCUUCUUUGUGGUCGUCGUUUUGUAUAGAAAAGCUGCUUUCCCCAGGUUCCACUUAGAACCUCCAGUAGGUCACAGGGUUCAAUAUGGCUUUGAUUUAAAAACCCACCAGCAUGCUAAAUCCCUUGUUAUAUCUUAUCAAACCUGUAUGUUAACUCUCUGGGUGUUUAGGCUUCUAUUUGACUGCUAUUGUGUCCCUGUUUGCAAAAUGAAAAUGACACUCUGUGGAUUAUUUGCUCUGUAAGGCAUAAGUGCUUCUUAUUAUUUUGACAUUUCCAAGAGCAAAAGCCAAAUUUAAACUCUCUUCAGCAAAGUUGAGCCUUUCCAUCUAAUUCCAUGUCACUCACAGCCAUAACUUUCCUUGAUCAUUCUUCACCCCAUGUCUUACAUAAUAAAUUGUCUGUGGUCUUGAUCCUGGAUUUA
This is a messenger RNA of Camelus dromedarius (Arabian camel), 10128 nucleotides long. It is a transcript of the gene CHD6, whose product is annotated as chromodomain helicase DNA binding protein 6. Lineage: Eukaryota; Metazoa; Chordata; Mammalia; Artiodactyla; Camelidae. The record is from RefSeq and is a predicted model, not a curated record. The coding region runs from base 112 to 8268 and encodes 2718 amino acids. Gene Ontology annotation, molecular function: ATP binding; protein binding; ATP-dependent chromatin remodeler activity. The transcript is spliced from 38 exons.